This is a messenger RNA of Hypanus sabinus (Atlantic stingray), 4182 nucleotides long. It is a transcript of the gene kcnn1a, whose product is annotated as potassium intermediate/small conductance calcium-activated channel, subfamily N, member 1a. Gene Ontology annotation, cellular component: neuronal cell body; neuron projection; plasma membrane. The transcript has 9 exons. The coding region runs from base 186 to 2132 and encodes 648 amino acids. The record is from RefSeq and is a predicted model, not a curated record. Lineage: Eukaryota; Metazoa; Chordata; Chondrichthyes; Myliobatiformes; Dasyatidae. Gene Ontology annotation, biological process: potassium ion transmembrane transport. Gene Ontology annotation, molecular function: calmodulin binding; small conductance calcium-activated potassium channel activity.
CUAUAAUAUAAUUGGAUUGCGGGUUAAAAUUUAAUCCUGGGAUGAUCGCUUCAUUUAUUGCUUCCCUGGCGCUAGUUCUCCCACUCCGCAGGGUAAUACUAUGGACUGUCUGAUUGAGCGCUAGUCAGCAAGUGGUCCCUUUAAUAUUUUGGGGGUAGGGAGGGGGUUUGUUUAAAGGUAACGUCAUGCGAGUUGUUUUGGUCCGGGCGGCCAAUGAGACCGGCAGCCUGGGCCGUGGGAGCCCGAGUGUGGCGCAGGUCCCGGGCGCGCUGCAGUGCGCAGCCGGCGGAGUCAUGGAGCGUGCGGGGGAUCGGGGCGCAGCGGGGCCGGGUCGGGGGAGCGGAGCGCAGCCUCAGCACCAGCACCACUGCAACUGUCAGCACAAGAACCAGGGGCUGCACAGACACUGCUGGCACAGCAACCAGAACCAGUCCGGAGAAUACCAGGUGAACACUAGUGACUUCCAUCGCCUGCAUCAUGCUGGAUCCAAAAACAGCUUCAGCGAGAGCAACCCUUUCACCGAGAUAGCCAUGACAAGCUGCAAGUAUAAUGGAGGGGUGGUGAGACCCCUCAGUAGCCUUGGCACCUCGCACAGAAACCUCCACGACCUGGACUCGGAGACACAGCCUCUGCACACCAACUCCGGCUUGGAGGUGGUGGUCUCCAAACCCGACCAGAACAACAUCUCCAACGACAGCUUGGUGAAUGAAGGCAGGAAAUCACCCAAGAAGUCCCAGAAUAUCGGGCAUAAGCUAGGACACCGGAGAGCCCUGUUUGAGAAAAGGAAGCGGCUCAGUGAUUACGCGCUGAUAUUUGGAAUGUUUGGGAUUGUUGUUAUGGUGACAGAGACAGAGUUAUCAUGGGGAGUUUACACUAAGGCGUCACUUUAUUCCCUCGCACUCAAAUGCCUUAUCAGCCUCUCUACUGUAAUAUUACUGGGUCUCAUUGUUGUCUAUCAUGCUCGUGAGAUUCAGCUCUUCAUGGUGGACAAUGGAGCCGAUGACUGGAGAAUAGCCAUGACGUAUGAAAGAAUAUUCUUCAUCUGCUUGGAGUUGUUGGUGUGUGCGAUUCACCCGAUCCCUGGGCAGUACAUCUUCACAUGGACCGCACGCCUAGCCUUCAGCUACACAACGUCGAUGGCCAACGCAGACGUGGACAUUAUCCUUUCUAUCCCCAUGUUUCUAAGACUUUAUCUCAUCGCCAGAGUGAUGUUGCUUCACAGUAAACUAUUUACUGAUGCCUCAUCCAGAAGUAUUGGAGCGCUCAACAAGAUAAACUUCAACACGCGCUUUGUCAUGAAGACUCUGAUGACGAUAUGCCCAGGGACUGUGCUCCUGGUCUUUAGUAUCUCCUCCUGGAUUAUUGCUGCCUGGACUGUACGUGUGUGUGAAAGAUACCAUGACAAGCAGGAAGUCACCAGCAACUUUUUGGGAGCAAUGUGGCUAAUUUCAAUCACGUUUUUGUCGAUUGGAUACGGAGACAUGGUGCCUCAUACGUACUGUGGGAAAGGAGUCUGUCUCCUGACAGGCAUUAUGAAGGGAGCUGGCUGUACAGCACUUGUGGUCGCAGUGGUCGCACGGAAACUAGAACUCACCAAAGCUGAGAAGCACGUGCACAACUUCAUGAUGGACACGCAGCUCACAAAGCGGGUAAAAAACACUGCUGCCAACGUACUCAGGGAAACGUGGCUGAUUUACAAACACACCAAACUGGUAAAGAAGAUCGAUCACGCCAAAGUACGCAAACACCAACGGAAAUUUCUACAAGCCAUUCACCAAUUGAGAGGUGUUAAGAUGGAGCAGAGGAAGUUAAAUGACCAAGCAAACACAUUGGUGGAUCUAGCCAAGACACAGAACGUGAUGUACGACAUCCUGUCGGAGCUGCAGGAGAAGAACGAAGAUUUGGAGAAACGGAUUGUCACGCUGGAGACCAAACUGGACUCGCUGACUGCCACCCUGCAAGCUUUGCCCGGACUGAUCACCCAGGCCAUCGGCCAGCAGCAGCGAGACUUCUUUGAGACUCACUCGCACAGGUUUAAACCCGUCACUUAUAGCUCGGAGAGGUCGUGGACACCAACGCGGCGGCGCCGAUCGCCAUCGACAGCACCACAUACAUCUUCUGACAGCAGCUAGGAGCUCGCAGAAGUAAAUGAUCUGAUCUCACUUGGCCAUUGUGUGGCUUCCAAUGUUAGCUUUUAUCUAUAAAGCCAUCUCUAUUUAUAAGUUUGGUUUUAGGACACCAGAGUGAUGCUGCGGAUUACCAUUAAUAUUUAAAAGGGUAAAGCAGCUCCCAAGGCUUGUGCCAAGGGGUUUGGGCCAGUAUAUAGGUUGAAGCCAUCUCCCUUAAGAUCUCUCUUCCUCCUCUCUGACCUUUCCUUCCCUCUCUUACUCACUAACACACAAAGCAGUUUUGUCUCUCCAGCGACAAGCAAUAUAAUCUAUCAGCAAGGUUUUUCUUUGCUGUUCAUCCCAGUGCCAUCGUCCAGCCUUGUGCAAGACCUUCACUUUGAGGACCCAUGACUGUGAAUAAUUGGGAUUGUUUAGACAUGGACUGUUGGAAGAUAGCAUUGCUCUGGCAAGAUCCAGCUUUUCUUUCUAGAAUCUAUCCCAUUUAUAGGGCUCAAUAGGCUUUAGGAAGUACUUAAUUUUGGUGGGUGAUUGUGGCUUGGGCAGUUAGUUUGUGAGUUCAGUGUUGUGUCAGGACAGCUUUGCUUCUCGACCUGUAGUUCCUGCAUCCUGUGAUUGGAUUUCCAUAGUAGAGAGUGGGUAAAUCUUCAUUCCUGAGCAGAGCUGAGCCAGUGCAGGGCAUCUUGGAUCUGCAGAUUGAGUUCAAAAGGACCUUAGCUGAAGUAGGACCUGUGUUUGGACCUCAGCAGCCCCUAAAGAUUAGCCAAGGCUCCUUCUCUCAAUCAUGGACCAAGUGCCAGUGGCCACUGGAGAGAGAAAAGAUGUGAUAUCUCUCAGGCCAAGCCCAAAGAGCCAGUCUACACUGGAGUUACAACACUGACAGGAACUUCCAUUUAUAUAACAGCUUUAACAUAACAAUAUACACAAAGGUGCUUCACUGGGGCAUUCAAAAACAAUCUUUACAUUGACCCACAUGAAGAGAGAUAUCCGGACCUGUGACCAGUAGCUUGAUCAAAGAGGAGGUGAAUUGGACCAAGAGGCUUUGGAUGGACGUUCCAGAGCUCACAGUCGAGGCAUAGCCACUAGUGUGGAGAGGGUGAUCAGGAGGGGCACAGGAGUCCAUGGGGCCAAGGCUGUAUGCAGACUGGAAAUGGCCACGGAGAUAGAAGCAAAGGGAGACAUUGCAUGUAUUUGAAAGCAAGGUUGAAGAUGUUCAAAUUGAAGUGUUGUUAGACUAGAUGGGUGAUGGAUGAACAGUAUCAUCUUGUACUUAGAAAUUAUACUAAGUUAGACUAUUUGGAGAGUUAGCAAGGGCUUGCUCAGAUUUAGUACAUAGUGUGAAAACUCUUCAGCAGUGUAGUGACUUUCUAUCAUAUCCAUUGAUUUUUCAUCAGAGACUGGUUCCUUCUGGCUUCCCAAUUUUCAAUGACUGAUUUCCCUCACUAUGGUCUUGAGAAAGGAGAAACAGGGCAGUAACCUAGACAAUCGGUACAGUCUGGAGUUCAUGUAAGUACCAAUACUUAUUGUUAACCGCUGCUGGACUUUGCCCCUUGUUUGAUAGACUUAGAGACCAAAGGAAUAAAAAACACAGAGGUCAUAACAGCAACAGCAAACUCUCAGACAAUUCUGUACUCUUAUGCUGGGAUUGCAGGCUAACCAAGAGUUUGGUAAAGUCAAUGACCAGGAAGGGGAACAGUUUUAGAAGUGUAGAUGUGUGUUGGUCAUCUCCUGGGAGCUGGAAUUAUAAUGUCAACACCAACAGUGGUUUAUCCCAACUCAGGAGGUUGUGCCCAAAAGGUUUGGGAGGAUGCCAGAAUAAGAAAUGGGUGUUACAGUAGCACUGGAAUCUAAUUGUUAAAAGAAAACCCGACAUGGGAUAUCCUUGGGUCCAAGGGCUAUGGAACAUUGGUUCAUUUUUACUAUAGCAAACUCUAAAUAUCAGUGAUAAAAGAAGAAAAAAGGAAGCAAGCACGAGGAAAUCUGCAGAUGCUGGAAAUUCAAACAACACACACAAAAUGCUGGUGGAACACAGCAGGCCAGGCAGCAUCUAUAGGGA